Messenger RNA from Colletotrichum karsti, 1626 nucleotides. Its product is annotated as cysteine synthase K/M: Cysteine synthase B. The coding region runs from base 1 to 1626 and encodes 541 amino acids. The record is from RefSeq and is a predicted model, not a curated record. NCBI's taxonomy places the organism in Eukaryota, Fungi, Ascomycota, Sordariomycetes, Glomerellales, Glomerellaceae. Gene Ontology annotation, cellular component: cytoplasm. The transcript is spliced from 5 exons. Gene Ontology annotation, molecular function: cysteine synthase activity; cystathionine beta-synthase activity.
AUGGCUGACCUGAGCCAUCUUAACGUUUACAAAGGCCCCGAUGCCGUCAAGAACUACUUUGACCCCGACAUCGGUCCUCCGCUGCCUCUGGUCGAGAUUCCGGACUGCCUCAACCCUUAUCGCGAUGAUGGCGUUCGGAUAUACGCCAAGAUGAUGUCGAUGCAUCCUGCAAACAACGUCAAGGCCAUGCCGGCGCUGAACUUGUUGCAGAACGGUGUUGUGCCCGGAAAGACCAAGACCAUCGUGGAGUACAGUUCCGGCUCGACAGUCAUUUCCAUGUCGUUGGUGUCGAGAGUCUUCUACGGACAAUCAGAUGUCCGAGCCUACCUCAGCAACAAGACAAGUCAAGCUAAGCUACGACUGAUGCAGUUCUUUGGUCUAGACAUCACACUGUUUGGUGGACCAUCACAGCCCGAGCCUGCGGACGAGAGGGGCGGUAUUCGUGCUGCCAAGGAUAUGGGAGAGAAGACGGGCACCGCUUUAAACCCGAACCAAUACGAGAAUGAUGAUAACUGGAAGUCACAUGUCCGCUGGACGGGACCCCAAAUCCUCAAACAGUUGCCAGAGAUUACACUUCUUUGCGCCGGAAUGGGUACAUCUGGCACGAUGACCGGUCUCGGUACCUACUUCAAGAACAACAAACCAUCUGUUUACCGACUCGGUGUUUGCACGGCCCCAGGCGAUCGUGUCCCGGGCCCUCGGUCGUUCGCACUCCUUCAACCUGUCGAAUUCCCCUGGCGAGAGGCGGUUGACCAUAUCGAACAUGUCGGUUCGCACGACUCCUACUCCAUCUCUCUCGAGCUUUGCAGAGAAGGUAUUGUCUGCGGCCCUUCAUCCGGAUUCAACCUCAAGGGUCUUUUCCAGUUCCUUGACCAGCGGAAAGCUGCCGGGACUUUGGCGGAAUUGACAGGCGAGAACGGAGAGAUUCACUGCGUCUUCGUCUGCUGCGACCUUCCAUACCAGUACAUCGAUGAGUACUUCGCCAAGCUUGGACCUGAGCAUUUCCCCCAGAUCCACAACGAGGAUCUCCAAAAGGUUGACCUCCACCGAUAUGAUGAGGCCUGGGAGAAGGACCCCAUGGAUGCGUUCAUGUACAUUCCGCAUACCACGAUUACCCCGAACGAGCUGAACGAGAAGCUGCCCAGUACGCCCCGAUAUGUUGAUACGAGCAGCUCCUCCCUUAUCCCGCGACACGCAAACACCGUCAUCAUCGACCUGCGGCGCCAAGAAGACUAUCAGACACUCCACAUUCCUGGCUCUGAGAACAUCCCCGUUGUGGAGUCGAAGGACUGGGAGCCCUUCUCCGACGCGAAGAUUCUUGAGACUUUGUGGCUCAAACUUGAGGCGACUUUCGACAGCUCAAGCGAGAUUGGAAAGAAGAUGAAAGAGCAUCGCCAGAAACCCAUACUGCUGCUCUGCUACAACGGCAACAAUGCUCGAGUCGCAGCCAGCGUUCUACGAAACAAGGGAUUCGAGGCAGAGUGCGUAAGAGGAGGCUACCGAGCACUUGAGUCGUUGCAGCAGGAUGGGCAGGCGAACAAGCCCACGAUUCUCUCGAAAACGAAUCGGAGCGUCCAUGUCGAGGAGCUCGCGGCGAACGAGGAGAAUUACUUGAAGUUGGUAUGA